AUGGAGCCUCAUUACCUCCACAUCUUCGCACCUGUCAGCUUUGCUGCUUGCCUCCUACUCCUGUUUCGAAUUGCCAUAUCUUGGCGGCUGAGUCGGCGUUGUGAUCGCGCUCGGUUGCCCCCAGGUCCCAAGGCCAUUCCGGUUCUCGGAAAUGUUCAUCAACUGCCACAGACCUACCAAGAGCGGACAUUCGCAGACUGGACGAAGGAGUUUGGGGAUAUCGUUUUUGCGAAGAUCUUCAGGAAACCGGUCCUAGUCCUUGGUUCACUGCGGGCCGCACAAGAUCUGCUCGAGAAGAAGAGCGGGAACUAUUCGGAUAGGCCGCGGCUCAUCCUCUUGUCUGAGCUGAUGGGAUGGGAUAAUGUCGUCACUCACAUGGAAUAUGGAGACCGUUUCCGCAAGCAUCGACGGUGGAUACAUGACAACUUUCAGACAAAGUCGGCGCUGCAAGGCUAUCAGCCCAUCCAAUGUCGGGAGACAUAUACUCUUCUCUCCGGCCUGCUUGAAAGUCCGGUGGACUUCUUGGCGCACAUCAACAGAUGGGCGACGGGCAUGAUCAUGGAGAUUACGUAUGGCCAUCGCAUCGAUUCUCUGGAAGAUGAAUACGUCAAGCUUGCGCAUGAGGCCACGACAGCAACCGUCCUCGCCGGAAGUCCCGGCUCCAUGCUGGUCGACUUCUUCCCAAUCCUCAAGGCACUGCCAACAUGGAUGCCUGGCGCCGGAUUCAAACGUGAGGCGUUAAGGAUUCGCGGGAUGGUACGUGCUAUGAUGCAGAGCCCGUACGAGAUGGUGACACUUGCAUUGGCUGCUGGGACUGCUAGACCCUCGUUUACUGCUUCUCUUCUCGAAGAGACUUACAGCCGCAAUGGGCCGUCCGCGGAAGAAGUAGACGAUAUUCAGGGCGCAGCCGGCGUCAUUUAUGGAGCUGGCACUGAGACGACUGUCACCGUAUUGUCGACUUUCAUCCUCGCUAUGGCUUUACACCCAGAUGCGUUCAGGCGGGCUCAGGAAGAGCUCGAUAGGGUUAUCGGCAAAUCAAGGCUUCCCGAUUUUGAGGAUAGGGGAAGCUUGCCGUAUCUCGAUUGUGUCAUUAGCGAGGUUCUCCGGUGGCGGUGCCCCGUUCCUCUCGGUAUUCCGCAUAAUGCAAUGUACGAUGACGAGUACCGUGGGUACCAUAUCCCCGGUAAGACUAUGGUCAUUGCGAAUAUGUGGAAGAUGACCCAGGAUUCCACCUACUAUCCCGAGCCGCAAAAGUUCCGCCCCGAGCGUUGGCUCGAGAUGGAUCGGCACGUCGCCGAGUUCGCUGAUCCACGCAAGAUCGUAUUCGGCUUUGGACGCAGGCUUUGCCCCGGGCGUGAUUUUGCAGAAGCGAGCAUUUGGCUCGCUGCUGCCAACAUUAUCUCUUUGUUCGACAUCACUAAGGUAAAAGACCAAUGGGGCACCGAGAUUGUCCCUUCGGCCGACUAUGCAUCUGGCUUCGUGAGCCAACCGAAACCAUUCGUUUGCUCUAUUCUGCCGCGUUGCGACACCGCGGCGGAUCUCAUUGCUCAGGCGCGCGUCGGUCUGACUAUCUAG
This is a messenger RNA of Dichomitus squalens LYAD-421 SS1, 1575 nucleotides long. RefSeq names its product cytochrome P450. NCBI's taxonomy places the organism in Eukaryota, Fungi, Basidiomycota, Agaricomycetes, Polyporales, Polyporaceae. Gene Ontology annotation, molecular function: iron ion binding; oxidoreductase activity, acting on paired donors, with incorporation or reduction of molecular oxygen; heme binding. The transcript has 12 exons. The coding region runs from base 1 to 1575 and encodes 524 amino acids. The record is from RefSeq and is a predicted model, not a curated record.